UUUGUCGUGCUGCCCUGCCACUUUAUGCAUAUGCUAAAAGGAGGUUUUUAAUCGGCGUCUAAAAUUCGAAACUGCAGAAAAUAUAUUAAAAAAAAAACCAAAAAAGAAUUUAUAUUAAAUUAUUUCUUUAAACUUCCUUUGCUCCUCAUUGAAAUACAUAAAAAUAAUGCCAGCUGUAAUACGUGUAAAGCGUCGCAUCGAUGAGGAGCCUUUGUCGGCCUUUGUCUUGAAUAGCAAAAGAAGACGCUUAGAAAACGAGGCUGAUGGUGGAGGUGCGACAGCAUUGACCAACAAAGAAGAGCUAUCCACGCUACUGAAAUUUGCUGGAACCAUUAAUGAACAGGAUGAUACGGCAACGACACAAUUUGCACGACUCUCCAAGGAUGAGGCCAAAGAAUUGGUACUACGCAAAACACGCAAACCUAGCAACAUCACGGAGAAGGCACGCCAGGAAAUGCGUAAAAACCUUCAAGAGCAGCGUUUUCGCGUUGUCAACUGUCUACGGACCACUGUGGAUGACAACGAAAACAAUGCCGACGAGAAGUCCAAAGAAAUAACCAUUGUUGAUAUAGAAAAACAACAAACAAUUGAUAAUAAGACUGUUGAAACACAAAAAUCCCUAUUGCCUUUGGCAACAUUUUCGCCAGCUGCUGGGGUGAAAGCGAAUGUGGCGGCCGAGGCCUCAACAUCAGCUGCAGCCGCUGGGGCCGCCACAACUAGUUGUGUUGCACCAUCACUGGCCAUGCCCUCAGAUUCGGAUACAGGUUAUGUAUACGAUUUGUAUAUACCGGAUAGUGAACAACACGCCGACUAUGUAGAUUUACUGGAUGAGAAUUAUCUCAGUGUUCGGCCAUUUGAUGAUUUCAUAUACGAAGAUCGUUAUAAUAACGACGAUGAUGACAAUGAGGAAUAUGAUUCGGAAGAUUCGAAUCAAGAAAACUACUUUGCCAAUGAAUACCCAGAUGAAGAUGAUGAUUUGGCCAUGAAUAGCGAUCGUGAUUUUGAUGAAGAAGACGACGAUGAUGAUGCCUCGAAUUUGGCAAGGGGUUUGGAUAAGUUUGUCUUUGGAGACGAUGAUGAAGAAGAGAAAAACGAUCAUUUUUACAGUUCAUCUAGCGAUGAUGACAAUUAUUAUAACGCCUACAAAGAUCCCUAUGUACAUUCUAUUGAUCCCGAAGAGGAGAACUUUUGUCAAGAUGUAGAUAGCUGUGAUGUGGAUCGUUAUGGUGAGGCAUAUGCCCGUUAUAAGGCACGUAUAAUGAAAAAAAUGAAACCCAAAACUGCCGAUGAUGAUGAAGACGAAGAUGACGACGAUGAUGAAAAAUCAGAUAAAAGUGAUUAUGAUGAUAUUUCGUCGUCGGAUUCGUGUGAUUAUGAUGCAUACUAUGAUUCAGUUACGGGAGUUUAAUUUUUCUUUCGAUUUCAUAUCCCAUUUUUGUAUGUUCACAAAUUUAACAAAUUAAUUCUCCGCAAAGGAUACAAAAGGUUUGAAGUGUUAAAACGAAUAUUUAAUUAAUUAAAAUGCCUCAAUAGGUAUGAUAUAUCUUUUUAUUUUAUUGUUAUUAAAUUAUAAAAGAUUUCGUUAUUUCCAUGAAAUUGUGAAUUUUCUAUGUGUGAAGUUUUGUACUUUAUUUAUUUGCUAAUAUAUUAAUCAUAAAUAAAAUGAAAAUGUGCUAUAAAGAGAA
Molecule: messenger RNA, 1685 nt
Organism: Musca domestica (house fly)
Lineage: Eukaryota; Metazoa; Arthropoda; Insecta; Diptera; Muscidae
Gene: fs(2)ltoPP43
Product: probable RNA polymerase II nuclear localization protein SLC7A6OS
Exons: 4
Coding region: 167-1408 (413 amino acids)
Biological process (GO): developmental process
Source: RefSeq, a predicted model, not a curated record